Messenger RNA from Drosophila grimshawi, 3721 nucleotides. RefSeq names its product actin cytoskeleton-regulatory complex protein pan1. Lineage: Eukaryota; Metazoa; Arthropoda; Insecta; Diptera; Drosophilidae. Gene Ontology annotation, cellular component: nucleus. The record is from RefSeq and is a predicted model, not a curated record. The transcript has 2 exons. Bases 1635 to 2621 code for a protein of 328 amino acids.
AGGGUACGUUAGUCAUGGUGGAGAAUUUGAGGAGAGCGUACCUAUGCGCAAGAAUAAGCUAAGAAGAAAAGUUAAAUAUUGAUUAAAAUUUCUGCAAAAAAAUAUAUAUAUGUAAUUAUAUAUUGUAAAUGUCUUUAAUUUAAGUGAUAUAAAUCAAAUAUUUGUGUAAAGUUUAAUAUUUUAAUACGCGUCAAAGUACAACGAGUGGAAGCUAAUCGCACACAAAGAAAAACAAGCAAAAGCACCAACUACAAUUAAAAAAGAAAAAAAAAAAUAGUAAACGCAAAAGCAAAACUUUUCUUGUGUGUGGCACAUCGAGCAAUUUGCGUCGUCGUGUGUACUUUGCGAGAAAAAACAUAAAACAUAAUAAAUAUUGCAAAGAAAACAACGUUAAACAAAACCGAAUCAGUUAAUAGUGUGAUUUUUUUGAGCCUUUGUAAGUGAGAGAGGAGAAAGCUUUAAGCGGAAUCCCUUUAAGCAAACAUCCCGUCGCCAUUUUGAAAGUGAUUUUACAUACAUACAAACAAAUAUAUACGUACACACACAUAUAUAUAACCAUAACCAUCAGAGAAAAUCAACAAUAAACCACAAAAAAAAAAAAACAAUCGCAAUUUCCCAAUAGAGAAUAACUAUCGCAAAAUUCAAAUUGAACUGGCAACAGUGAAAACAAGGCAACUCUUAAUAUAUAAAUGCAAAUAAUUUGUAAUAAUCAGUAUAACAAAGUGGCAAAGAAAAACCCCCCGCGCUGUAAAGCAAUCAAUAACUGCGACACAUAUACAGUCGUCUUCUUCACUCCCAUACCGCGCAACCCAUAAAAAAACCAGCGAGUGUGCGAGCGAGCAAGAUUAUAGCAGCAGCAACCACACACACAACAUUGGUGUGAAAAGGUUUACAACUCAAAGACCCGGGACCCGGCUUGGAUGACAGCAACGACGAUUAGGCAAGAGAAAAAAAAGCGUAAGAGCAAGAGAAAGAAGAGAGAGAGUUUGGAAAAUUUAGAGCUAAUAAGGAAGAAGGAGGAUAGCCUAACAAAAAGAUAAAUCAACAGACUGAUAAACAAUACAUAAAGUUAAAAGUUAAACUAUAUAAAGUAUAUAACUAAAGCUGUAAAUACAAAAUCAAUCGAUACGCAAACCAAACUGAACGCAUCAGCUACAACAACAACAGUUCAGCAACGUACGACGUCAGCUUCUUCCCGUUUGUGCCGCUGAGAGUGGGAAAGAGAAGGGAAGCGCAGUAGCAAAAUCGUCAAAUUUUGAACCAAAGAAGAGACGAGACGAACACAAGGGAGGGAGGAAAAGAGAGCGAUCGACGUAGCAUCAGAUUCGCGUUUGUUUGUUAUCGAUACUAAAUAAAAAAUAUAAAUUGAUUUUAAGUGCGUGUGAUAUUUAACGUUAAGCAUUAAUUUAGCGAAUAUAACCAAAAACAAAACAAAAAAAGGCAAAAAAGCAGAAAUUUUAUCAAGCAGAGUAAGAAGAGCCAGAAUUGGAUAGAAGAGAGGAGGAGAAGAAGAAGCACGCGCAUUGGGUAAAAAGCUCAGUUAAAAGAAGAAGCAGCAGCAACAACAACAAUCAGUGUUGUAAAAGCUUUUAAUUUUGAUAGAGAAAGCAAGAGGAAAGCAACAAGAAAUUACUAUGACAUACUCGCACAAUAGUGUUAGAAACAACAUUAAAAUGACAACAGCAGCAACAACAACAAAGUCCAUUCGCUUGAAAAAGGGCGCCAAUACACCAUCACCCCCACCCCCAGCAGCAGCAGCAGCAACAACAAUAGAAUCAACAACACCAGCAACGGUAACUGCACAUUCCAACAGUAUUGCCAGCAGUACAAACUACAACAACAACAAUAAUCAGCAACAGCAGCAGCAACACUUCCAUCAGCAGCACGCUUUAAGCACAUCGCCACCCACCACCCCCAAUAACAAUCGUAUACAGCAGCAACGUCUGCAGAGUCAAUCAGCUGGCGCCAAUCAACGCAACACUCGCCAGCGCCAAUCGCCACAGCAGAUGAACGGAGGAUCAGCAUCAGGAGGAGGCGGUGGCUUCUUUUUUGCCAACAAUAGCAGCAGCAGCAGGCGCAAUGGCGGCGGUCGUUCGCCACACUCGAUUCAAGCAACAACAUCGCCUGCAACAAUUUUGGGUGGCGGCUUUUUCUCACCUGUUGCAGCUUCGGCGCGCAAGCAGCGACGCAGUCCAACAGCAUUGGUUGCAACAACAGCAGCAGCAGCAUCAUUUGGUGGCAAGAUAUCGCCACAGCAUCCACAACCACUCAUACCCACCGCACUGACGCAUUUUGCGGGCAGCAAGUGCUUCGAUGCACCUGCACCGACGGCACUGCCAAAGCCGCCGCAGCAUUGGACAACAUUGACACGGCCCGAGGAGAAAUUGGUGAUGGUGGCCAGCAGCGGUGCUGGUGGCACAACAUUGCAGAGUCUACUGCGCGCCGGUGGCAACGACAACAAUAAGAACAACAGAUGCAGUGCGUCCAAAUUUCAGCUGGGUGGUGGCAACGGUGUCAGCGGUGGCGGUGGUUAUGGCUAUGGCGUCAGGUCAUCCAAGCGCAAUCUGCUCGAUGACUUUGAUACGCACAAUCUUAAAUUGUUGCUCAAUGUGCAGUCGUAACUCUCUUCUAGCAACGGCAACAACAACAACAAUUAGAAAAACAACCUAAGCGAACUGUUAACAAAACUACUGAACAUGAAGGACCCAAAUGAACCCGUCAAUGACUUGCGAAAUGAGAAAGAAAACAAAACAAAACAAAAAACUAAAAAAAAAAAUAUAUAUACACAAAAAAUCAAAAAUAUAAAAAUUGUAAAACACUACACAAGAAAAAAAAAAAUACCAAAAAAAAAAACUACAAAUCAUUUAAAACUGAAAAUUUGAACUUUUUUAAACAAAACAAAAAAAAAAAAACAAUAAAUAAAAAAAGAGGAAGAAGAGUAAUGUUUGUGAUCUCAAAUGUAUCAUAAAACAGCAACAAAAAUUGAGAAGCUAAAUAAGAGGAAGAAAAACACAAAAAACAAAACGAAAAAAAUGCAAAAUUUAAAAGGAAGGCGAACAAAUGGAAACUGUACUCACAUAACAACAAAUAACAACGACAAAAAAGAUACACAUCCAAAAAGAUGCAAAAUUCCCCGACAAAAAUACACCCAACAACAAGAAGACAAACAACAACAACUGCAGCUGUUAACUUCAAAAUGCUACCUUUUGAAAAGCCAAUCGUCAAAGAUGAAUACAAAUUUAACAAAAGCAAAAGAAAAUCUUAAGUUUGGCCACAAAAAGAGAGCGAGUAAGAGAGAGAUAAUGUUUGAGAGAACAGUUAGAUGGAUGGAUGGAUAGACGGAUGGACAGAGACGGGCUCUAUAUGUAUGUAUAACGGAUACAAAAUUCACACAACUGAACAUUGUUUUAUAAACGUGAUACGCAAAUAGACUUGAAAAAAAUGUAAUUAAUAAGUAAAAUUAUAAAUUAUAUAAAUAUGUAUGAUUGUAUUUAUGAGUAAUUAAAACAAAAUCCAGACGCUAGAAGCGCAAUACAUAAGUACAGCUUAUGUUUACUUAUAUAUUCCCCAAGCGGACAACAUGUGCAACGUACCUUAAAAGAAUGAAAGAGCAACAAGAAGAAGCAGAGGAAAAGAGUAAGAACGAAAACCGAUAAGCAGUUGAUCAGAAUGUGAGAGAGCACAGAGACGGAGAAGAAGAGUAUGGAAAAUCGAAAAUGAA